GUUUCCUUUUUCUCAUAUUUUAAUUGUUUCCAUAGCUAAAAGGGUUAAUAUUUAUUUAUUUUUUUAACAAAGUGAACCAGACAGUGAAGGCAAAAAUCUACUGUGCAUUGUAAUAGAAUUUAGGUUUUUUGUCCACAAUAUAAUCUAGAUUAUAGAAAGUUGAUAUCAUUUUUAGAUAAUCUUCUUUUGCAGGGAAGAAAGCAAAAAAAAAAUAACAAAAGGUUGAUAAUAUAAAUAUUUGAAGUUGACGGUUGGGGCAACGAUAGCGCCGGCUCUCUCCUCUUCGUUCCCCUUUGACCAGAAAUGCUAAUUAUUAGAAUCUUCGAUAAAUAUAAAAAUUUGAACACAUAUUUUAUUCGAAAUUACAAGUUAACAUGCUAAUUACGCCUUUAGUUUUCGUACAGAAAACGUGUUUAAUAACACGUUAUACAUAUACGACUACGUUGAACAAUUUUGGCGUACCAAUAUGUAUUUGCUUCAUUUAAUCCAGCUGUAUCAAGAGCAAAUAUCUUUGUAAUUUCAUUUCCAACAUUCACAAGCAAAUUAUCACCGUUUUCCAGCUUGUUUAUCUAAAAAAAUCAUCAUAAACAAGUUUCUUUUUUUGAAAAAAAUAUAACAAAAGUUUCUAGAUACAUCUCCAAAUUCUCGUGGAUUCACAUCUUUUGCUACCAAGUUCAAACAUGGUAGUACCAUGUAAAGUGUAAACAGUGAGAAGAAGAAACAAAAAAACGUUAUUAUAAGAAGGGUAAAAGGGAAUAUAUUUUGAAACUGUAAGUUGAAUAGUUUCAUUUUCAUGGGUGACUUGGUAAAGGUGUAGUCAAGUACUAAUUAGAUCAUUAUACAUUUUGUUCAAAUAUCUACUACGUUGAAAUGUAUCUGCACAUGUAAUUAAUCGAUAACAUGAAUAAAAUAUAUGAAAUGAAGAAUUUUACACAUAACUAUCCUUAUAAGUUAUAACAUAUCUUGCAAGUAACAUGUCUAACACUUCAAGACAAAAACAUAUUUAUUUGCAAGGAAGGUGUUAAGUAAAGUAGUAAUCCAGAAAGAAAAAAAUCUAAACAGAAGAAGCAAAGCAUAUAAAGCAAACAUUAUUACAGCAUCAUUGAAACCAACAACUCCUCACAAAAAAAAAAAAAAAAUCUUUUAAAAUCCUAAACUCAAAAUCCUAAAGGAAGCGUAUGGAAGAAGUAGAAGAUGGAGACGCGUCUACGCCGUUCUGGCUUCAAUCCCGCCGCAAUAACACUUACUUCCACCGCACCUCUAGUCUCGGCGGCCGCGCAACCACCGUCGCCACACAAGCAUUCUUCGCCGGAGCCGCUGCGAUCCUCAUAGUCUACUUCAUCAUCCCUCCAUUCUUCACCUCCGUUUCACAGUUUCUCCGACCGCAUUUGGUCCGUAAAAGCUGGGACUAUCUCAACUUCGUUGUCGUCCUCUUCGCCGUCAUCUGCGGUUUCCUCAGCCGCAACACCACCGGUGACGACGAAAGCAAUCACAACAAGGAAGAAGUCAGUAAAAACAAAUUCUCGUCGAUCAUCGAUCGAGGCAGUGUAUCUAACGGUGAUCAGUUUCGUGAUCAGAGGGUGUACAAGAGGUAUAGCAGUUUACGUAGUAGUAGCUCGUAUCCAGAUCUGCGGCUCAGAGGAUUUGAAUCCGAUGAACGGUGGAGAUUUUACGACGAUACACGUGUAAGUCAAUGCCGUUACGAGGCUUUAGAUCCGACCAAUCGAAAUCAAGAAGAUGGCGGCGGUUCUGAUACUGAGAAAGUUGAGGUCGUUGCGACGGCGGAAGCUGAAGUAGUAGAAGAGUUAACAUCGCCUUCUAAUCCGCGGCCUCUGCCUUCUGCUCCGCCGUAUCCUUUUCCUGCCACGCCGUCUCCGCCUCGUGCUCCUCCACCGUCGAAGCCGGCAAAGAGGAAGACAAAGAGAGUGUACCAAAAUGUUGCUGCGGCGGCGCCUUUGAUCACUCCGGUUCCAGCUCCGGCGAUGGUGAAUCAAAAGAUUAGUAAACAGGAGAAAGGCGGAGCAAGUAAGGACUUUCUUGUUGCUCUACGGAGAAAGAAGAAGAAACAGAGACAACAGAGCAUCGACGGUCUCGAUUUACUCUUCGGCUCAGAUCAUCCAUUCGACUAUUCACCGCCGCAUCCUCCGCCGCCGCCGCCUCCACCAAACCGGAACUAUGAAUCACGCUCAUCAAUGGCGAAGAGACACAAUUCUCCAUCAGAAGCAACUCAAUUCAUAGGCACUGGAAGCGAAUCGCCGUUGAUGCCAAUCCCGCCGCCACCUCCUCCACCGCCGUUUAAAAUGCCGGCGUGGAAAUUCGUGAAGCGUGGAGAUUACGUCAGGAUGGUUAGCAACAUCAGCAUAAGCUCUGACGAACCUGAUGAUGAUGAUGAUCACGAUGUAGCUCAAUCAAGCUCAGUGGGGAGCAUGUUCUGUCCGAGCCCCGAUGUGGAUACCAAGGCUGAUGACUUCAUAGCGAGGUUCAGAGCUGGACUCAAGUUGGAGAAGAUGAACUCCGUGAAAAGAGGGAGAUCCAAUUUAGGACCCGAACCCGAAUCUUAAACGGGUUUAUAAAAUCCUUAAAAGGCCUAGGCCCAUGUGUACAGACGUUGAUUUCUCUUUUUGGAGUGUUUCAUUCUUGAUCGUGGAUCCCUUUUUUUGGUGUGUAUAUGAAGUAUAUUAUUGUGUUGUGUUUUUUCUCUCUUAUAUAUUUUCGUCUACGAAUUUUUGUAUUUUGUAUGUGGUGUAUACAACUUUAGCCCGUCAUAGCGAUAACCGAACAAUCUUUAUAUA
This is a messenger RNA of Brassica rapa (field mustard), 2792 nucleotides long. RefSeq lists its product as uncharacterized. The record is from RefSeq and is a predicted model, not a curated record. NCBI's taxonomy places the organism in Eukaryota, Viridiplantae, Streptophyta, Magnoliopsida, Brassicales, Brassicaceae.